Molecule: messenger RNA, 6463 nt
Organism: Myripristis murdjan (pinecone soldierfish)
Lineage: Eukaryota; Metazoa; Chordata; Actinopteri; Holocentriformes; Holocentridae
Product: paired amphipathic helix protein Sin3a-like
Exons: 21
Coding region: 240-4109 (1289 amino acids)
Biological process (GO): negative regulation of transcription by RNA polymerase II
Cellular component (GO): chromatin; Sin3-type complex
Molecular function (GO): transcription corepressor activity
Source: RefSeq, a predicted model, not a curated record
CCUAUGUUCAGGGAACACCGCUCCAUAGAUUGUUGUUAGCGACUUGGCUAGCUAGUGCGGGCAAUUCAUUUUUUUGACAUUUCCACUUGAGACCACUCUAUCCAACUUCACACGUUGACACAGUCAAGUGGAUGCGAGAGUAAAAAAAAAUCUGGGGGUCUUGGCCGCGCCUCUUCGGUGUGUCAAGUCAAGUUGUUGCUGGUCGCAGUCUUGCGAGCCCCUUUGAGUAUGAGCAUACAAUGAAGAGGCGUGCAGAGGACCAGGAACCAGUAUUUGCAUCCCAGCAACAGCAAUCACGUCGUCUCCCAGUUCCAGCUACUGCAGAGAGCUUCCAGCACCGCGUCCUCGCCCCGGCCCCUACUGUGAUAGAGGCAGUCGGAGACAACAUGCAGCCCUCCACCGGCAUCCAGUACUCCAUCCCACAGGGCUACCAGGUGCCUUCAAUGCCUCAGAGCUCAAGUGGACAUGGACAUGGGCACAGCAAUACGUCUGCACCUCAUGUUGGGCCCCACUCACACAGCCCAGCAGUUCAGUCUCAGGGGCCCGCAGUGGUCCAAAGUCACGUUCAUCCUCCCACACAGAUGACUUCUACCCAAGGACAGCAGCAGUUCCAGCGACUGAAGGUUGAAGAUGCCUUGUCCUACUUGGAUCAAGUGAAACUGCAGUUUGGGAACCAGCCUCAAGUUUAUAAUGACUUCCUUGAUAUCAUGAAAGAGUUCAAGUCACAGAGCAUAGACACGCCCGGAGUGAUCAGCCGCGUGUCCCAGCUCUUCAAAGGCCAUCCCGACCUCAUUAUGGGUUUCAACACCUUCCUGCCGCCGGGAUACAAGAUCGAGGUGCAGACCAACGAUCUGGUCAACGUGACCACGCCGGGUCAGAUUCACUACAUCACCCCUCACGGCAUCUCUGUGCAGAACAUCCCUGUGAGCGGAGCGUCCAGCCAGCCUGCGAGCCACCACCAGCACCAGAGUCUGCAGCAGGCCGGCCCACACGCCAACCCCACCCCGCCCGUGGCCACCCAGCCUACACCAGCUAAAACCAGCAAGCCGAUGCAGUCUCCAGCCCUGACCCCCACCAGCCAGCCUAACCCAUCCAUCCCAUCGUACGCCUCGCCGCGCUCGCCUUCGGUCCAGUCACACACUCCAGUGAGCAGCACGCCUUCCGGUGGGCCGCCGCUCCAAAACAACCAGCCUGUGGAGUUCAACCACGCCAUAAACUACGUCAACAAGAUCAAGAACCGCUUCCAGGGCCAGCCAGACAUCUACAAAGCCUUCCUGGAGAUCCUGCACACCUACCAGAAGGAGCAGCGAAACGCUAAGGAGGCCGGAGGCAACUACACCCCAGCCCUGACCGAGCAGGAGGUCUACGCUCAGGUGGCAAGGCUCUUCAAAAACCAGGAGGACCUGCUGUCAGAGUUCGGGCAGUUCCUGCCAGACGCCAACAGCUCAGUGCUGCUGACCAAGACCACGGCGGACAGGGCAGAGUCGGUGCGAAAUGAUCAUGGCGGCACAGUGAAGAGGCCGCUGCUGAACAGCAAACAGAGGCUGAACCAGAACGGCCUGCCAAUCAGGAGACCCAGUGGAGUGGGAGCCACGCCUCCUGUCAAGAAGAAACCCAAGAUGAUGGGGAAGGACAGUGCCAUGGCUGAAGCCAGCAAACACAGCACUGGCACCGAAACUCUGUUCUUUGAAAAGGUGAAGAAAGCCCUCCGCAGCCCUGAGGCGUACGACAACUUCUUAAGAUGUCUGCUCAUCUUCAACCAGGAAGUGAUUUCGCGUGCUGAGCUGGUGCAGUUAGUUAUCCCAUUCCUGGGAAAAUUCCCCGAGCUUUUUACAUGGUUCAAGAACUUCCUGGGCUACAGAGAGUCGAGCCACGUGGAAAGUUUCCCCAAGGAGCGCGCCACGGAGGGCAUCGCCAUGGAGAUCGACUACGCCUCCUGCAAGCGGCUCGGCUCCAGCUACAGAGCGCUGCCCAAGAGCUACCAGCAGCCCAAGUGCACAGGGAGGACCCCGCUGUGCAAAGAGGUUCUGAAUGACACCUGGGUGUCGUUUCCAUCGUGGUCGGAGGAUUCAACGUUUGUGAGCUCCAAGAAAACUCAGUAUGAAGAGCACAUUUACAGAUGUGAGGAUGAGCGCUUUGAGCUGGACGUGGUCUUGGAAACCAACCUGGCCACGAUACGAGCCCUGGAGACGGUGCAGCGGAGGCUCUCUCGCAUGUCUGCCGAGGAGCAGCUGCGCUUCAGGCUGGACAACACGAUGGGCGGCUGCUCCGAGGUCAUUCACCGAAAGGCCAUCCAGAGGAUAUACGGGGACAAAGCCCAGGACAUCAUCGACGGGCUCAAGAGGAACCCAGCUGUCUCUGUCCCCAUCGUGCUCAAGAGAUUAAAAAUGAAAGAGGAAGAGUGGAGAGAAGCCCAGAGAGGCUUCAACAAAAUCUGGCGGGAGCAGAACGAGAAGUAUUACCUGAAGUCACUCGAUCACCAAGGCAUCAACUUCAAGCAGAACGACACCAAAGUGUUUCGCUCAAAGACCUUGCUCAACGAAAUUGAGAUGCUGUAUGAUGAGCGCCAGGAGCGGGCGUCAGAGGACAACGCCACGCCGCCGCCCAGCGGCCCGCACAUGACCCUGAGCUACGACGACAGCCAGAUCCUGGAGGAUGCCGCUGCCCUGAUCAUUCACCACGUCAAGAGGCAGGUGGGCAUCCAGAAAGAAGACAAGUACAAGAUCAAACAGAUCAUCCACCACUUCAUCCCUGACAUGCUGUUCGCACGGCGGGGCGAGCUCUCUGAUGUGGAGGAAGAGGACGAAGAGGAGGAGGAAGAUGACCUGGAGAUGGACCAAGAUGGCACCAAGAAGCACAACGGCCUGCCAGGCAGCAGCAGCUCGUCCAAGUCCAAGCUCCUCUUCAGCAACACGGGGGCCCAGAAGCUGCGGGGCGUCGACGAUGCCUAUAAUCUGUUCUUCGUCAACAACUACUGGUACAUCUUCCUUCGUCUUCACCAGAUCCUCUGCUCGCGGCUGCUCAGAAUCUACGGGCAAGCCGAGCGGCAGAUCGAGGAGGACGCCCGCGAGCGAGAGUGGGAGAGAGAGGUGUUGGGGCUCAAACGGGAGAAGAACGAAAACCCAGCGAUCCAGCUGAGGAUGAAGGAGCCUAUGGAUGUUGACGUGGAGGACUACUACUCAGCCUUCCUGGAAAUGGUGCGUAACCUUCUGGAUGGAAACAUGGAGCCGGCUCAGUACGAGGACUCCUUGAGGGAAAUGUUUACCAUCCAUGCCUACAUUGCCUUCACCAUGGACAAACUCAUCCAGAGCAUCGUACGGCAGCUCCAGCACAUUGUGAGCGAUGACGUUUGUGUGCGUGUGACGGACUUGUACCUGAGUGAAAGUGCCAACAAGGCCACCGGGGGCUCCCUGUCCACCCAGGCGUCCAGGGCCGCGGCUGAGGGGACCUACCAGCGCAAGGCCGAGCAGCUCAUGUCCGAUGAAAACUGCUUCAAGCUGAUGUUUGUGAAGAGCAGAGGAAGUGUCUCUCUGGCCAUGGAGCUGCUGGACACAGAAGAGGAAAACUCAGACGAGCCGGCUGAGGCAGAGAGGUGGUCAGAUUACGUGGGCAGAUACCUGAACUCAGACUCUGCGUCCCCAGAGCUGCGGGAGCAUCUGGCCCAGAAGCCUGUGUUCCUCCCCAGGAAUUUGAGGAGGAUAAGGAAGUGCCAGAGAGGCUGGGAGCAGCUUCAGCAGGAGAGGAUGACCAAGGGCUCGGACAAGUCGCAGGACGGCAGCGGCGAACUGAAGAUGGAGUGCAUGUUCAAGCUCAACUCGUACAAGAUGGUGUACGUCUGCAAGUCGGAGGACUACAUGUACCGGCACACGGCGCUCACACGGGCUCAUCAGUCACACCAGCGGGUCAACACCCGCCUGCACAGACGCUUCCAGGCCUUUCUGGACGCCUGGGCCAAGGAGCACGUGACCAGCGACAUGGCCGCCGACAGCCAGCAGUGGCUGAUGGGAGAGGGCCGUGAGGGCCUGGUGUCCUGCUCCACCACCUGCGUCCCCGAGGUGCUGCAUUACCUCAACGUCAACAAGUACCGGGUGAAGUACCGAACUCUGUAGCCGGUUAAAACGCGUCUCCGUGGGGACUUUCCGGACCUGCUGUUGCUGGAUCCACUUGCCAAAACGUUGGUCGGUUCUCAGUCCACGAGUCGCCCGCCGUGCGACGUGGACACACUUACUACUUUUUUUUUUUUUUUUUUUUCCUCGAAUGUGGUGGAACAGACACAGGAACUUUGAAGCCUUUCAAGUGAGGUUUUACAAGCUGUCACCUGUUGGGGGGGGCACCUGUCUUAGUAAUCCAGUGAGAAUGUUAAAAUGCAGAUUUUUGCGUGGGACACACACACACACACACACAGAAAUAGUGUCCUCGUGGAAUCAGUCACCAGGAGGCUGGCGUCUUCUCAUUGGAGCAGUUGACAAGUUGACACCGUGCGCCUAUUUAAGCAUUUCAUGACUAACACUCGCCUAGGUGACGAUAAAUUUAUGUUUUGGUUUUUUUGAGGACCACUUCUUUACUUUAUAAGAGGAACAUUUAAAAACAACAAAACCCCCAGAAAAACAGAACCUCAACUUUUCUCUUUGAGUAGCAUGAACUAGUACAGACCCGUGACCUCUGUGAAAACGUUUGUACCAGGACAUGAAGCUUAUUUUAGCUUCCAGCUGUAAAAUUGUAAAGCCUGUGAAUGUUUUUUUUUUUUUUUUUUUUUUUUUCCUUGGGUGACAAAAGGCAAUAGUGCACUAUGUAUUCAGCGUCUCCGGCAUCCGCGGGGUCGACGCUUGACACCGAUAACGAUGCCAGUGCAGUGUAUCGAGGAAAAAUUUAGUUCUGACUGCCCAGACAUUUCCUGUAAAUAUCUUGUUUAUAUAGAUUUUUUUCUUCUUUUUUUAAAAUCAGAUGUUCUUAAAUGUGUAGCGUACUUUAACAAACGUAGUAUCAAUCUUUAACCAGAGGUUGCAGAGAACUAUAUUAAAAAGAAACAAAAAAAACAAACAAAUACAAACAUUUUAACUAAGGUUUUUACCAAAGGAUGUUAAUUAGAGACCCUUUUUUUCCUCUGUGGUCUGUUGAGCGUGUUUUCCUUAACGUCUUUGUUUAGUAGAGCUUUUCCAGUUUCCUCGAAAGCGACUAUUUUAUACGUGUUUCACAGCAGUACUGUCCCCCCUGCUACAAAUGUUUUCUACCUUCACUCUUCGGCGUCAGUGUCACUUGUGGUUUUAAGAUGACUGAAUGUAGCCAAGCAACAAUUUUAUGCUUUUGAAAGUCUGUUUUCCAAAAGCACUGAACCUCCCGACAGUGCUUUCUCGUUGUUUUUUUUUUUUUUUUUUUUUUUUUCUUGUAUGUACAUUUUUCCAUUUACCAAACGGUUAUGAUCUGUGCGAGGACAGGCUGGUCACAUAAAACCUGUAUAUCAAAACUUUGUAGUCACGGUGUUCUCACAGUGCGUCGCCUAUAAAAAAAACUCUUCAUGGUUUGUGUUUUUGUGUUUUAUAAAAGCCCAGUGUUGACAGCAAAACACUGACAGAUGUAUAGUGGGUCUAUAUGUGAAUGUCAGCCAUACAGCUAAUGUACAGUUUUAGGAUCACGAAAACAAAAAGAGCAAUAAUCAGUACAGUACGUCAAAGCUAUCAGUUUGUAUUUUUGCUGAAAUACAAAAGUGAAUGUUGUUUUCCCGUUAAAAACAGGGGAUGGCGUGCCGUCGCUGUUAACCCCUCCGCAGUUUGUUUUAUGAAACUGUAAUUGGCCACAUGAGGGGGAAAUGGUGACAUUAGACAAAAUCUCUCUGUUAGUCUUUGGUUUCUCAGGUGGUGCCAGGGGAAAAAAAAAACAAAAAAAAACAUCAUGCCGCGUCCCGUGCCUCGCUUUCUUCGCUCCAAACCUGCAUAUCUGUCCAAAAUCUGUGCGUUUUGAAUCUCAGUUCAUGAUUAAAAACUGAGCAUUAUGUUCAAACUUUCAGGUGAAAUAUAUAAAAUUGUGUUAAACGAACAUAGGAAUGCAGCAGUUUGCUCAAGAUUGAAGGAACACAGACACAAAAGAAAAAAAAGACGAAACGCGUGUUGUUACACACGGACCAUGUGACGGCGGCAGCGACUCGGCGACACCGCCGAAAUGAAGCUACCUGACAAAAUUUUCAUGUCAACAUUUUCGCGGGAAACUCCAUUAAUAAGGCAACUGUCAAUAAUAUAACCAGCUAUAGACAAUCUUGGAACAGUUUACAACUUGGGUUUUUAUUUUUAUAUUUACCGUGUUUAAUAUGAAAUACUACAGGAAGAACCGGGGGAGCUGGAUUGUACAUAAAGACAACAGUUUGUACCACAUUUAAUGUGUCUGUACUCUUUGCCACGUCUUCUUUUGACUUUUAUGAUGUUGUACAUGAGUGUAGUAUGGUGUUUGACAUUAAACUAUCCUUUGAAUA